AUGGCUGUGCCUCAAGGUGAUGCAGAAGCCCAGGUGAUGCAGUGCCCUUCGCAUCAGGGUGGAACUGUAGAGCUGCUUCGGGGCGGCGUCCACAGCAGCCAGAGGGAAUCCAGCAAGCACCUGGGCUCCGUCUCGUCCCGCCCCCGCCCCGCCCCCAGCACGUGCACUGUGCCAGCCAAUCGGCGAGGAGCCCACCCUGGCAGCGUCGCUCAACCCUCAGAGCCUCGCGUGCGGAGGUCUUGUGAGGGGUUGAGGGAGGGGAGUCCUCAGGUUCAGGAGUCAUCCGGAGCGUGCGAAGACAUGCCGCCCGCGACAGUCAGGCGCAUCAAGACGGGUGCCAAGGCUCCGCCUGAGGCGCAGCGUAUGGCACCCCCUGACAUGGGGCGCCCAGGGAGGAUUAAAAGGGUCAUAUAUAAGAAGAAACAGCUAUUCAGAAGGAGUGUCAAUGCUUCUCUCAGAAACAUUGAGCGGAUAAUUGUGGAUUCUUGGAAGACCAGGACAGAGCAAAGGCAGGCAUUUUAUCUUCGUUAUUCUCAGCAGUUUCUGGACGCGCUUGAGGAGUGGGAUGGAAAUAUGCAGAAAACGAAGCAACAUGAAAGCAAUAUGGCUAAAAUACUUGAACUGCAACAAAAGGUUUCUCAACAGGCUAUAAAGCUUCGUACCAAGAGACUGAAAGAACUAAAAACGUUGUAUGGGAAUUUCUUACAGAGUAUCAAGUGCCUGAAGGAGAGGCAAAUAAAGCUUGCUAAUGAGCAAGGUGGAUUUACAAAAGAAAUGGCCAUACUACAAGCGGAAAACGUCACGCGGGCUGCCAGUCAGGUGGAAAGGAAUGCGGAGGGUGGGGUGGAGAAGAAUACAGGGCGUGAGGCUGAGCUGGUCUCUUGA
Lepus europaeus (European hare) is the source of this 885-nucleotide messenger RNA. RefSeq names its product synaptonemal complex protein 3-like. The transcript is spliced from 8 exons. The record is from RefSeq and is a predicted model, not a curated record. Gene Ontology annotation, cellular component: synaptonemal complex. Gene Ontology annotation, biological process: spermatid development; meiotic cell cycle. NCBI's taxonomy places the organism in Eukaryota, Metazoa, Chordata, Mammalia, Lagomorpha, Leporidae. Bases 1 to 885 code for a protein of 294 amino acids.